Molecule: messenger RNA, 1962 nt
Organism: Pollicipes pollicipes
Lineage: Eukaryota; Metazoa; Arthropoda; Thecostraca; Pollicipedomorpha; Pollicipedidae
Product: chorion peroxidase
Exons: 3
Coding region: 40-1962 (640 amino acids)
Biological process (GO): response to oxidative stress
Molecular function (GO): heme binding; peroxidase activity
Source: RefSeq, a predicted model, not a curated record
CCUGUCCUGGCAUAGCGGUCGGGACAGAAUCGAAGAGAAAUGAAGCUUAUAUUACUACUGGUAUUCGCUGCUCUCCUUCCGGCGGCCGUACCGGACCCAAGGGUGCCGAGCCUGCUACCUCUGCACAAGCCCGCCCUCAUCGAGAUGUCGCCGGAGCGGCUGCGCGCAGCGCUCAACUGGGCGCGACACAAGGUGGCCGGGUAUGAGAAGCUGGAGAAGGCCCGCGUGUUGCCGAGUGGCUCGCUCUCCACCCAUCACCAGCGGUACUCCGCGAGCGACCCGGAGAUCCAGUGGAUGGGCCGCGAGGCGCUGGCUUGGGUGGAGGCGGCGCGCGCGCCGGCCAACCUCAGCGAGUGGGCCACAGAGGAGGAGCCCAGCCGCGCGACUCGUCCCACGCCGCGCUGCAGCAGACGUCCCCGCUUCCGGCGUCAGGACGGUGCGUGCAACAACGCAGAGAACCCUCUGUGGGGCGCGUCAGACACGCCGCUGGUCCGUAUGCGGCCGGACACGUUCGAAGACGGUGUGAAUGCGCCGCGAAGCCGCGGACGGUUCGGCAGCCGGCUGUCCUCGGCCCGCCUCAUCAGCCAGAGGGUCACAGGCAGCUCUAACGUGGUGAACAGGAGGAUCACGUUGUCACUCGUCAACUUUGCCCAGUUCCUUGACCACGACUUCACGCUGUCGCCUAUCUUCGCCACCCGGUCCGGUGAGGAGCUGGAGUGCUGUCGGAACGGCCAGGUCAUCACGUCAGGCCAGCACCCGCAGUGCCUGCCGAUCAUGAUCCCGUCCAACGAUCCGUUCUUCGGGCCUCUCAGACAGCGCUGCAUGAACUUCGCCCGUUCCAUACCGGCGGCCGGGUCCCAGCCGGGGCCGACCAUCACCAAGAACGUUCUGACCGCCUUCAUUGACGGCAGUGGCAUCUACGGCUCACGCUCGUCUCGCGCCUACCAGCUGCGCACCCGCAGAGGCGGCCUCCUGAAGACGCAGGGGCGUAACCUGCUGCCGCGGGUGCGCUCCUCCACAGAGACGCUGUGCUUUAGCCCCGACCAGAGGAGACGGCCCUGCUUCAUGGCUGGGGACGUACGCUCGAACGAGCAGAGUGGUCUCGCCAUGAUGCACACCAUCUGGCUGCGCGAACAUAACCGGAUCGCUCGCGCUCUGGCAAGCAUCAACCGGUGUUGGAAUGACGAGCGUUUGUUCCAGGAGGCUCGUCGGAUUGUAGGUGCUGAGCUGCAGCACAUCGUCUACAACGAGUGGCUCCCGCUCGUUAUCGGCCGGCGGUACAUGCAGAAGUUGAACAUCGAGACCCAGCGGCGUGGCUACUCUUCGCGGUAUUCGCCGGAAGUCGACCCAUCGAUCGCCACGGAGUUCUCGACGGCCGCGUACCGGUUCGGCCACACGAUGAUCCAGGGCCAGAUCCAGAUGUUCCAAAGCGUCCAGAGCCCGCCCCCACCUGUCAGCCGAGCCGUCAACGUGCGUGACGUGUUCUUCGACCCGGCGCUCUUCUACGAGGGCCGGCUGGGCGAGCUCGCCAUCGGCAUGAUCACACAAAACGCGCAGACGUGCGACGCCAACUUCGCCGAGGACCUCUCCGAGUUCCUCUUCGUGGAGAAGGGUGGCACCUUCGGCAUGGACCUUGUCGCGCUCAACAUUCAACGCGGUCGCGACCACGGCAUCGCCACCUACAACACGAUGCGUGAGCACUGCUUCCUGGGCCGCGUGGCCAGCUUCACCGAUCUGCUUCGCUUCAUGCCGCUCUCCGUGGUGAGCCGCCUGCGAAGUGUCUAUCGACACGUGGAUGACAUCGACCUGUUCGUGGGUGCCGUGUCCGAGCGGCCGGUGUUCGGCGCCGCCGUCGGCCCCACCAUUCGGUGCAUCCUUGCUGACCAGUUUGCCCGGCUGCGCUGGGGAGACAACUUCUUCUACGACCUCGUCAACCUGCAGCGCUGGAGGACGCGCUGUUAA